AUGAUAUAUCUGGCUCCCUCUUUCUUGCCCAUUUCAUCCUAUAAUAGUCGGAUUCUAUAUUCCACCCAUAUUCGACACGUACUCCUUUACGAUUUCGAAUCUGGCCACCCCGCUGCUGAAGCCCAUCGAAACUUGAGUCAAGUGCCUGGCACUGAAGCCCCUUCUGAGCGGUCUGUGCGUGUCUGGUUCCAGCGCUUCAAAAACGGAAAUAGAAAACUCGAAGAUGAGUUUCGCUCUGGUCGACCGACUGCAAUAUCGUUCGACGAACUGAAGAAUCUGGCGGAGCAGCAUCCGUAUGAAGUUGUGCGGUAUUUUGCUGCCAGACUUGGCUGUUCGCUGUUUAUCGUGAACAAUGCACUGCGAUCUCUCGGAAUGGUGAAAAAGCUCGGUCAGUGGCUCCAACAUGCAUUGAGCGACGACAACCGCCAACGACGCCUGGACAUCUGCACUCAGCUGCUCUCCAGAGGCCGCAGAUUCGACUGGCUGGACACCAUUGUCACUGGAGAUGAAAAAUAG
Necator americanus (New World hookworm) is the source of this 516-nucleotide messenger RNA. RefSeq lists its product as uncharacterized. Gene Ontology annotation, biological process: DNA integration; DNA double-strand break processing; double-strand break repair via nonhomologous end joining. Gene Ontology annotation, cellular component: site of double-strand break; nucleus; condensed chromosome. The record is from RefSeq and is a predicted model, not a curated record. Gene Ontology annotation, molecular function: histone H3K4 methyltransferase activity; histone H3K36 methyltransferase activity; single-stranded DNA binding. Bases 1 to 516 code for a protein of 171 amino acids. Lineage: Eukaryota; Metazoa; Nematoda; Chromadorea; Rhabditida; Ancylostomatidae. The transcript has a single exon.